ACGGCGCCCGUCACUUCCGAUUUGUUUCCAAAAUGGCGGAGGAGCAUUUAAAAAUAUUCCGAGCUGCCAACGUUGAAUUCGAAAAACAGAACUUCAAACGGGCAGAGGAGCUUUACAACAUAUUUAUCCCAUCCUGCGCACAGUCCAGGGAACGUGACGCCGCUUAUUUGGCGACUGCUUACAACAACCGCGGACAAAUGAAGUAUUUUAGAGUGGACUUUAACGAUGCUGUGGAGGAUUACACCGCAGCAAUACAGGCUGACGGACAGUUUGAAGUGCCCUUCUACAACAGAGGACUAAUACACUAUAGAUUAGGUUUCUUUGACAACGCCAUUCGGGACUUCCAACAAGCUUUAAAGCUCAAAGAAGAUUUCGAGGAUGCCAAAGUCGGCCUUCAACGCACGCUCCUGGACCAACGGGACAAAAUAAACCGAGGAUAUUGACAUCUGUGUGCAAAACUGCAGUCUAAAUUAUAUCUGGCAGGGGAAUUUGUAAACCUUCACACGCUGCUUGUGUAGGUAAACACAUCCGUCAUCUUAUUAGGUAGGAGACUAUCCCAGUCGACAGGUCAUCAGUCAAUCACAGAGCACGUAUAAAGACAAACACAAUUCUAGAACAUUUAUAUCAGGGGUGUCAAACUCAUUUUAGAUCGGGGGGCCACGUGGAGAAAAAUCUACCGGACUGGUAAAAUCACGGCACGAUAACUUAAAAAUAAAGACAACUUCAAAUUGUUUUUUUUUGUUUAAAAAUAGAACAAGCACAUUCUAAUAAUGUACAAAUCAUAAUGUUGUUUUUUUUGUUUUUUUUACACUUACAUGUAAAUAGUAUUCUGUCUUUAUUUAUAUUUUCUGAAUAAAUGAUGUGAUAAUGUUCAUCAGUCAA
Entelurus aequoreus (snake pipefish) is the source of this 882-nucleotide messenger RNA. RefSeq names its product tetratricopeptide repeat domain 32 (gene ttc32). The coding region runs from base 33 to 443 and encodes 136 amino acids. The transcript is spliced from 3 exons. Gene Ontology annotation, molecular function: protein binding. The record is from RefSeq and is a predicted model, not a curated record. NCBI's taxonomy places the organism in Eukaryota, Metazoa, Chordata, Actinopteri, Syngnathiformes, Syngnathidae.